Messenger RNA from Lagopus leucura (white-tailed ptarmigan), 6396 nucleotides. RefSeq names its product multiple EGF like domains 11 (gene MEGF11). The record is from RefSeq and is a predicted model, not a curated record. The transcript has 26 exons. Bases 176 to 3511 code for a protein of 1111 amino acids. Gene Ontology annotation, cellular component: membrane. Gene Ontology annotation, molecular function: protein binding. NCBI's taxonomy places the organism in Eukaryota, Metazoa, Chordata, Aves, Galliformes, Phasianidae.
CAGCCCCGCGGAUCCGGCCCCGACGGCGGCGAUCCGGCCCCGGGUCCCGCCGAGAGCGCCAAGCAACUUCUGAAGAGCUUUCCUCUGCUGUCCUGUUAAUAUGAUGUGUCUUCAUGCACUACUAGUCUGCAAAAAUAGGAGCCAUUAGGAAUUUUUAGCACUUUGAGGUACAACAAUGAUGGCUCAAUUGCUUUUCUGGUGGAUUCUAAAAGGGCUUUUUCUGUCUUUUCUGCUCAAAACUGCUCUGUCCCUAAACCCAGAUGAUCCGAAUGUUUGUAGUCAUUGGGAAAGCUAUGCUGUGACAGUACAGGAAUCCUAUGCUCAUCCUUUUGAUCAGAUCUAUUAUACAAGAUGUACUGACAUACUGAACUGGUUCAAGUGCACUAGACACAGAAUAAGUUAUAAAACGGCGUAUCGCAGAGGACUCAGAACGAUGUACCGGCGCAGAUCUCAGUGCUGUCCUGGAUAUUAUGAAAGUGGAGACUACUGCAUCCCACUCUGCACAGAGGAGUGUGUGCAUGGAAGAUGUGUUUCUCCUGACACUUGUCAUUGUGAACCAGGAUGGGGAGGCACUGAUUGCUCUAGCGGUUGCGAUAGCGAUCACUGGGGACCCCACUGCAGCAACCGGUGCCAGUGCCAGAACGAGGCCCUUUGCAACCCCAUCACAGGUGCCUGUGUCUGUGCAGAUGGGUACCAGGGCUGGCGCUGCGAGGAGCUCUGCGAGCCCGGGAGCUACGGCAAGGGCUGCCAGUUCCAGUGCCAGUGUCACAACGGAGCGACCUGCGACCACGAGACGGGAGAAUGUCACUGCACUCCUGGAUACACGGGGGUGUUCUGUGAAGAGCGCUGUCCCCCCGGGAGCCACGGAGCUCAGUGUGAGUUGCGUUGCCCAUGCCAGAACGGAGGGGUCUGCCACCACAUCACUGGGGAGUGCUCCUGUCCUGCUGGAUGGACGGGGCUGGUGUGUGCACAGCCAUGUCCUCCUGGGACAUUUGGAAUUAAUUGCAGCCAGGACUGUCCGUGCCACAACGGAGGACACUGUGAUCCCGUGACAGGAAAAUGCAUUUGUACACCUGGCUAUAUUGGAGACAGGUGUCAAGAAGAGUGUCCAAUUGGAAUGUUUGGUUUUCAGUGCACACAAAGAUGUGACUGCCAAAACGGUGCAAAGUGUUACCAUGUGAAUGGAGCAUGUAUGUGUGACCCAGGAUUUAAAGGGAUUCACUGUCAAGAAAGAAUGUGUCCAGAAGGGUUUUAUGGCCUCAAGUGCAACAAGAGAUGCCCUUGCAAUAUUACCAACACCCUCAGUUGCCAUCCAUUGUCUGGAGAAUGUAGCUGCAAAGCUGGCUGGGCUGGACUGUACUGCAAUGAGACCUGUCCCCCCGGGUACCAUGGCGAAGGCUGCCAGCUGACCUGCUCAUGUGAGAAUGGUGCAGACUGCGACAGCAUCACUGGGAAGUGUACGUGUGCACCAGGAUACAUGGGAGAUGACUGCACCAUUACCUGCAUGGCAGGAACCUAUGGUACCAAUUGCUCAUCAGUUUGUAAUUGCAGAAAUGAUGGUGCGUGUUCCCCCGUCGAUGGUCUGUGCAUUUGCAAAGAAGGAUGGCAAGGAGUGGAUUGCUCUAUUCCAUGUUCAAGUGGAAGUUGGGGUUUUAACUGUAACCAGACGUGUUACUGCACAAAUGGAGCAGCCUGCAGGCCAGCUGAUGGCUUCUGUCUGUGCUCCCCUGGCUGGCAGGGGGACUACUGUGACCAGCCAUGCCCUGAUGGAACAUAUGGUCUUAAUUGCAGUGAACGUUGUGACUGUAACCACGCAGAUGGGUGCGAUCCCGUCACCGGUUACUGCUGCUGCCUUGCUGGCUGGACAGGCAUCCACUGUGACAAUAUGUGCACCCAGGGCCGCUGGGGACCGAACUGCUCCAUCUCCUGUAGCUGUGAGAAUGGUGGAUCCUGCUCUCCAGAGGACGGCACCUGUGACUGUGCACCUGGCUACAGAGGACCCCUGUGCCAAAGAAUUUGCCCCCCUGGCUUCUAUGGACACCACUGCAGCCAGCCAUGCCCUCAGUGCGUGCACAGCAGUGGUCCCUGUCACCACGUGUCCGGGCACUGCGACUGCUUGCCAGGAUUCUUCGGCGCUCUCUGCAACCAAGUGUGUCCCAGUGGAAAAUAUGGGAAGAACUGUGCUGAGCUCUGCCAGUGCACCGAGAACGGGACGUGCAACCCCAUCGAUGGAUCGUGCCAGUGCUUUCCAGGCUGGAUAGGGAAGGACUGCUCCCAGACUUGCCCCCCAGGUUUUUGGGGCAUGGAUUGCUUUCAUUCAUGCAACUGCCACAAUGGAGCAAUGUGCAGCCCUUAUGAUGGAGAAUGCAGAUGUACUCAUGGCUGGACUGGGCUCUACUGCACACAGCGUUGCCCAGCUGCUUUCUAUGGAAAAAACUGUGCCAACGUGUGUCAGUGUCAGAACGGAGCAGACUGUGACCACGUCACUGGGCAGUGCACGUGCAGGACUGGAUUCACAGGCAAACAGUGUGAGCAAAAGUGCUCACCAGGAACAUUUGGUUACGGUUGCAAACAACUCUGUGAGUGCAUGAAUAAUGCUACAUGUGACCAUGUGACAGGUACUUGCUACUGCAGUCCGGGCUUCAAAGGAAUCAGAUGUGAUCAAGCGGCUCUUAUGAUGGAAGAAUUAAACCCCUAUACUAAAAUUAGUCCAGCUCUUGGAUCAGAGAGGCACUCAGUGGGAGCAAUCAUUGGAAUUAUUAUUCUCCUUCUAAUUAUUAUGGUCUUGCUGGCACUGUUUGUGUGGUAUCGACGGAAACAGAAGGAGAAGGGCCAUGACAUGCCAAGUGUAUCUUACACUCCAGCCAUGAGGAUGACUAAUACAGAUUACUCACUUUCUGAUGUAUCUCAAGGUAGCAGCAGUGUGCACUGCUUUUCCAACCCAAGCUACCACACUCUCUCAUGCGGUGUGACUUCGCGCUUCUUUCCGCGUAAUCUGGAUGGGAGCAGCUCCAGUAAGCUGAGUAACAAAAUCCUUGACAGAGAAACUGCAGACUGGAGACCCUACAGCUAUCUGAAUGAACUAGGUGCUUGUGGGAUGGAUAGACGUCAGAACACAUACAUAAUGGAAAAAAGCUUCAAAGAUUAUAUGAAGGAAUCUGUGUGCAGCUCCAGCACUUGUUCUCUGAACAGCAGUGAAAACCCAUAUGCCACCAUUAAAGAUCCCCCCAUCUUAACAUGCAAACACUCCGAGAGCAGCUACGUGGAAAUGAAAUCGCCUGGUCACAGGGACUCCCCAUACUCAGAAAUGCCCACUUCAUCGACAGCCAACAAAAACAUCUACGAAGUUGAGCCCACCAUCAGCGUGGUCCAAGAUGUCCGUGCCCGGAGUGCCAGUUACCUCCAAAGUCCAUAUGACCUGCCUAGGAACAGUCACAUUCCUAGUCACUACGACCUCCUCCCUGUAAGGCACAGCCCAACGCACGGGCCAUCUUGGGACAAGCAGUCUUAAAGGGAUGGACUUCACUGUGCUGCAAACACAAACUCUGAGAAAGCAAAGAGAAGACAAUCCUUUUCUGCACUGCAGGAUGCUGACGUGACUUUAGGCUGCAAGGACCUAACGUAGCUAAACAUCAGCUUGGGCCAGCUGCUGCUGCAUGAUGUUAUUUAAAAAGACUUUUUUUUAUAUGGAUCACAGGAACUAAUGAGAACCUUCUCCAGAUGUCGCUGGAGUGCAUCGCCCCUGGAAGGUGUCCACUUGCUCCAGGCAAAAGCUCUCUGCCAUGUGUAUUCUAACCCUGGCUUUGCUGUAAAAUAAAACACAACACACUGAGUAGGAGGACCUAGAGACAUGCAUACAUCUCUACCAAUUGCAUCAGAAAACCUUGUAAUGUUAGGAACGCUGGAAUACAGUUUAUAUCUCUGUCAUAGAAAUGGACAUUUUUCUGAAUGAGAAUAGGAAAGCUGCUUGUUUCACUGUCUGGAAACCUCAUUUACUGCCAUCGCCAUGGGCAUCCUGUGCAGAUCAUGCUUGGUAAUUAAUGCUCUGUUCACCUUUCAUUCAGUACCAGGGUCCUGGAGUACAGGAAUACCAACGCAUUUUUAAAAUGUAACACUUUGGCCAAUGCCCAGUGAUCUUUGUCAACGACUGAAGUUUAAGCAAUGAGUCUCAUACCCAGCUUACUGCACUUGGAACAAGCACGAAAUAUUUCGGUACAGCUAUGCUUUAAUUUUCCUUGUACACCUUCUUUUUCAUUAGAUAAAUGCACAGCUUUUUUGGGUGGUGCAAACAGACGCACCUUCACCUGCAUCCUGGGACACUGCAGGUUUGCACAGACCAGCCCUGGUUCAGUUUCUUAACAGUAGGAUGCAUUGGCUUCAUCACUGGCAAACCACGUCACCACGAUGCACCUGGCAGCACGUCCUACAUGACACCCUUUAAUUUGACGUGCAUUACCAUGUAGUGCAACUUUAUCUGUUGAUGAUUUUACCUGACAUGCCAUUACAUUGAGCCGAAAAUGGGUUUCUUUUUUUCAGCAGCUGUUUGUAAAACAGUUAUCAAGGGGUUGACCUAUGGUAAAGCUUUGGACUAAGCCACCAUGAUUUUUUUUUUUGUAAUCUUUAUUGACCUAGAAAGUAGAAUACUUGCAGUUAAGCAGUUCCUUGUAGAUUUUGAGCAUGAAGUAGUAUUGAUUCUAAGUAUGUAAUUUUACUAGGCAAACGUGGAAGUAGCAAGUUGCCUUUUAAAGAUUAAAAAAAUUCUGUUGCACAUUCACCAGUCUGAUGGAAGCAGAAGAGAACCAAGCCAACACCAAGCUGUUUGCUCUACAUCUGACCACCAGUGAAAGCUGCUGACCUAGGGGACUGGUAUGAGGACCCUGCUGCCAUGGAGACAGCAGCUCAGAGCCAGCAGCUCAGAGCCAGCUCCGUGUGACAGAGGCAUCGGAGCACCUCGGGUAGGGCAGCACCGAACCCCACAGCACCCCGGCAGCAGCCAGGAUGGCAGGGCCAGCUCUGAACCCCUAUGUGCAAUUUAAGAGAUCCAGACAGCUGAGCUGAGCCCAGAGAUCCCCCCCCAGGCUUGCAGAAGAGCAGAUUUUCAUGUUUCAGGAUAACUCCAAAGUAUUUACAUGAAUGCUGCAUGUGUGCAUGGGGGCAAUGACUGAUGAGCAAUAGUAGUUUUAUUUUCCAGGAAAGCCUUAUAUGAGAUGUAAUUAGGCACUUAUUUUGUAGGGCCAGGAGGGGUAUAUUUUGCAUACAUGAGUGGAAAGACUUACCUCAAAAAUACCAAGAGAAAUGCAGUUUGAUGAGGAAUCCUCUGGUUAGAGACCUAUCUUGCCAUCUAGCACAAGCAGUCUCAGCUGCCAGCCUGACCAGGGCCUGUGUGUUGCUGUCAACAUUGAGAUGAGAGAGCAGAGAUAAGGCUCAGAAUUUUGUUUUUGUUUUUUUUUUCAAAGCUGGAUUUUCAAUCCAAAUGCAACGAUGUGCAUAGAGCUUAACAGGAAAAAAAAAAAAAGAAAAAAACAACAAAGGAAGUACCUUCUGUAUAUUAUUAGCAUUAGCUUAGGAAAUAGGCAUCAAAAUGGCAAUACUUUUUUAAGGCAAGACAGAUUUGUAAUAUAUUUGUUCACUGUGCAAAGGUAUUCCACCUUGUACAAAAUAAAUCCAAUUUCUCUCAGUGUGUUUUUCUCAAACUUACUCAUUGGCAGACCAAAACUCCCAGCCCACGCUCAGGUUGAGCACUCCAUGCAACACUGCUGGUUACAGAGGGGCUCACCAUGUCUUCAUGGAAAACCUCGCAGGCACCUUGCAAGCCAGAAGCUGUUUUUCUGUUGCAGGACUUCUCAAAAUAACAUAAUGACAUAAUUCAGGCUGAAAUUUUGAGCUCGCUUUGAGUAAAGCCCAGCUUUAAAACAAAAGCAGCAGGCAUGGUACGCAUCUUUUGUACAACUCUUCCCGUAGCUCCCGUCUGCAGCAGCUGAACCUUUGCAGGUAUGAGCAAGACCUCAGUGAAGCAGAAACAAGGCGAUGACAGCUCCACGUCUCUCUGCUGUUUACACAGUGCCUCUCAGCCGUGUCCCAAUGGCACCCAGUGACGCCAGCAGGUUGCAGUGCUUUUGGUGGGCACAGGAGGACACAGGCCAGCAGUGACCCCAGGACCAGGCAAACCACAGCCAUCUCAGCAUCCGACUGUUCCCGAGGAGCCAAUCAAUAAAUCACAAGCACAAAUUUGCAGCAGAAACACCUUUGGAAUUGAUGACGCUGGGGCAAUGCAGCAGACAGCUACAUAUUUAUUGAAGCUUUUUCAAUAUUUGUGCUUCAUAUUUCUAAAGAUCCUGUUAACUAAAGCCCAGCAUGUAAUCCUCUUAUUUGACAAACCACACUCAAUAAGCUAUU